Molecule: messenger RNA, 207 nt
Organism: Colletotrichum tamarilloi
Lineage: Eukaryota; Fungi; Ascomycota; Sordariomycetes; Glomerellales; Glomerellaceae
Exons: 1
Source: RefSeq, a predicted model, not a curated record
UGUGUAGUUACCUUCUACCCGUUUCCAAGUGUUAGCACAAUUUUAUUCUUCUCUUUGAUACCUCGUGCCAUCGAAUCUUCAAAGAGCUGCAACGUAUGGGGAAAUCAGCCGUUUGGCAGGGAAGUGCGCUCUUUGAGACUCCUUUCAGAGUGUCCGGGCCAGAUGACACUCGGCUUAUUUUCCACUUCAAAGUUUCAGUCUAGAUGA